Molecule: messenger RNA, 1050 nt
Organism: Fonsecaea pedrosoi CBS 271.37
Lineage: Eukaryota; Fungi; Ascomycota; Eurotiomycetes; Chaetothyriales; Herpotrichiellaceae
Exons: 2
Coding region: 1-1050 (349 amino acids)
Molecular function (GO): hydrolase activity, acting on carbon-nitrogen (but not peptide) bonds, in cyclic amides
Source: RefSeq, a predicted model, not a curated record
AUGGCGGCGGAGGCGGCGGUCGAGAUUCUCAAAUUUCCUACAUCGUCCCCAGCGGAUACGACGCCUCUGGAGAGGCUGAAAGAGGCUGGGUAUAACGCAUCCCAGAUCUUGGCUGUGGUUGGCAAGACCGAAGGGAAUGGCUGCGUCAACGACUUUUCCCGCACGCUCGCGUCUACCGUGUGGGAACCACUGAUCCCAAAGGACGCCGUGACCAUUUUCUCCGGUGGGACCGAAGGCGUGCUCAGCCCGCACGUCACGUUUUUCGUGCGCGCCCGGGACGGUCAGCGUACGGGCCUCGUCGCCUCGAUCGGGCGCACGCGGGUCCUGGAGCCUCACGAGGUCGGCACGCCAGAACACGCCGCGCAAGUACAACAGACGGUGGGCGGGAUGAUGCGCGCCGCAUCCCUCGCGGUGGGGGACGUCCACCUCGUCCUCGUCAAGUGUCCGCUGUUGACGUCGGCGAAGAUCGAGGCCGCUCGCGCACAGGCCCGCGUGCCCGUCACGACAGACACGUACGAGUCCAUGGCCAGGUCGCGGUACGCGAGUGCCGUGGGGAUCGCCUCCGCGCUGGACGAGUUGCCGGACGGUGGCCGGCUCGAAGACGUCCUGGCGUCACAAAACACCUGGAGCGCAAAGGCGAGCUGCAGCAGCGGCGCAGAGCUGGAAGACUGCCACGUCCUUGUCCUGGCGACGGAUCCGGCUGCUGCGGGAGGGGAAACGCCUUACAACCUGCACGCACUCUCGCGGUACAUGGCCGACGCGAUCGACGCGGCCGCCAUUCUCGCCCUUCUCGAGACGGUAAAGAGGCACAACGGCACCGUCGUCCAGGUCUUUGCAAAGGCCGAGGCCGAUCCAAGCGGCCACGUCCGCGCGUGGCGCCACACCAUGAACACGGACAGCGACAUCCACAGCACCCGCCACGCGAGGGCCGCGGUUGGCGGCUUGAUCGCCGGGUUGGUCUCUGAUUGUCAGAUCUACGUCAGUGGAGGGGCGGAAGGGCAAGGGCCAGCAGGCGGUGGGAGUCUGUGUAUCGUAUAUAGAACUGAAUAG